AUGAAGGAGUUUGAAAGUGAUAGCAGAAUAAUAAGAAGUCUGUAUUUUGAUGUAAGAAAGGAUAAAACUUUACUGCAGAAAAAUAAAAACGGUAGAUUAUACAAGAAAACUGUUGUCGAAGAACACAUAUCGCUUAUCGAGCAACCUGAAUAUAUCUAUAUUGGCCACAUAACUCCAACUACAGGGACGGAAAAGUCAUUUGGAAAAGCACAAUUGAAUUUUUUUGAUAAAAACAAUUUGGAACUAGAUAAUUUGGCUGCUGUGGGUUGUAAUGGUACUGUUGUUAACACCGGUAGUAAAAAAGGUGUUAUUAAUAUAUCUGAUGGAUCAGCUGCUUCAAUUGCUAGUGCAGUAUUAAAAGAUGUAGGAAUAAUUACCACAGAAGAUCCGUUGACAAGAGCUGAUAAAAAAGUGAGUAGAGAGCAAAAGAAAUCUAGAAAUACCGCAAUGAAGGAGUUUGAAAGUGAUAGCAGAAUAAUAAGAAGUCUGUACUUUAAUGUAAGAAAGGAUAAAACUUUACUGCAGAAAAAUAAAAACGGUAGAUUAUACAAGAAAACUGUUGUCGAAGAACACAUAUCGCUUAUCGAGCAACCUGAAUAUAUCUAUAUUGGCCACGUAACUCCAACUACAGGGACGGAAAAGUCAUUUGGAAAAGCACAAUUGAAUUUUUUUGAUAAAAACAAUUUGGAACUAGAUAAUUUAGCUGCUGUGGGUUGUAAUUGUACUGUUGUUAACACCGGUAGUAAAAAAGGUGUUAUUAAGUAUAUUGAGCAGUCCUUUAUAAUGGUAUAUUUGCCAACUACACGCCAGCCAAUUGCCAUUAAGACAUUCAUUCCAUGA
This is a messenger RNA of Psylliodes chrysocephalus, 840 nucleotides long. The record is from the annotation of a GenBank genome assembly. Lineage: Eukaryota; Metazoa; Arthropoda; Insecta; Coleoptera; Chrysomelidae.